AAAGGAGGGGCUUGCAUCCAGCUCGUCCAGUUACCAGGUAGACUUUAUACCUGGACGACUGAACCUCUGCACGCUCUCAGUUAGCGUUUACUUCUUCCAUUUUAUUCCCGUUAUUAUUAUUAUCAUCAUCAUUGUUGUUAAGUCCCCUCGCUUCGUGGGUCUCCGCGAUGAUUCGUAACGAGAUGACGCCCGACACGGAGGCAGUCUCCCCCACCUGCCGGGCGGACUCUCCCGCCGGGACAAGGUGCCAGGAGACGGCCGAGGAGGCGAGCUCGCCUGCCUCCUCCUCCUCGUCCUCCUCCUCUUCCUCGGGGCUCAACGCAAAGGACAUCUGCGGAGACGCCGCGUUCGUUCCGACCGUCACCGCAAUCUCCUCUAGCCCCGAUUUCCAGUGGAUGGUCCAGCCUACAAUCAUCACAUCUGUCUCCCCGUCUCCGGGUUGCGAGCGAGCCAAUGAGCCGCAGCGCUCUCGCCAGGCGACACCCGCUAGAGAGGGCCGGAACAAGGGGAAGAACGCGGCGAGGAAGGCAAAAGCGGAGCAGCUGUCUCCGGAGGAGGAGGAGAAAAAGAGGAUUAGGAGGGAGAGGAAUAAAAUGGCUGCUGCCAAGUGUCGCAACCGGCGGAGGGAACUGACGGAUACGCUGCAAGCUGAGACGGACAAGCUGGAGGAGGAAAAGGCAUCCUUGGAGACAGAAAUCGCCAACCUCCUCAAAGAGAAGGAGCGCCUCGAAUUCAUCCUGGCCACGCACAAAUCGGUAUGCCAAUUGUCUGAGGGCGUGGCGUUCCAGGACUCCCCCGGAUCCCCAGAAAUCCCACCUAGUCCAGAGGACGACCAGCUUCCGGACGACGGCAUUCAGGAAGCCCCCUCGCUCCAAGACAUGGAGAUCCCCGACGACCCGUCCGCGGCCAUCUCGGGCAACUCCAACAUCCUGUUGUGCGCCAGCGCCGAAAUCAACAUCUGCGAUCUGGAGCCCUCUCUGGACAUUAAGGGAGGGCUCCUGGACUCCAUGCUGCCCGCUCUGGACGACAAGCACCCCGCAGAGACGGCCCGGUCCGUCCCAGACAUCGACCUGAGCAGCUCCCUCGGGGUCUCCGACUGGGAGACCUUGUACAAGUCCGUCUCGGGCGACCUGGAACCCCUCAGCACCCCCGUGGUGACCUCCACCCCGACCUGCAGCAGCUACCUGUCCGUGUUCACCUUCUCCUGUCCUGAGCUGGACUUGCUCACGGAGGGACUGGAGAGCCAUAAAGGUUCCUCGCGACGGAAACAAGAAGUGAGCAAGUUCGCAUCAGCCGCUGUGUGUAUGCGGUACCGGUCCGAGGAAGACUACGUUCAAGAAAGACACGUAGCCAACGACGUGACGAUGUAGCAUGGCUUUUACUUUGACAAGAGUGAGCUCUCCGUUUCAACGCAUGCGCAGACGUUUCCCGGGUCCUUCUCAAAAACAUAUAUCCUGUACAGCAUAUGAAUAUAUAUCAAUAUAUGAUCUGUUGCUAGAUCUAGGGUGUGGUGUGGAAUUUUGACGUGACUGUAGGGUUUUGUGUUUCGGUGUCGGUCCGUGUAUUGAUCGCUAUUAAUGCUGUCGUCACACACACGCAAUCAUUCGUUCUUACCUCAAUGUCACCGACUGUGGUUUUGACCUCAUUGUUGAGAAGGUUUUCCAUGAAAACAUCCAGUGCUAUAAAAUAUAUAUAUAUAUAUAUACAUAUAUAUAUAUCUAUCAAGAUGUAACUUAUGAUUUAUUUUUCUACCUGUCUGAAUUUGUUAAAGUGGGAGGAGACUGAGCAAUUGAGUGCUUAUCUAUGCUGCUGAAUAAUAAUGACCAUAAAUCGACUCUGAGUUGUGUGUUAUUGUGCUACAAUUAGUAGUGAGCGAUCCUACGAAAAAAAAAUUGAGCUUGUAAUAACAAACACUAUAUAAAAAUGUACUGUACUCACUGAUGGUGUAUUGUGGCAUAUUCACCUGACUUCGGCGCAGGCAGCGUGUCUUCAGUUCCUACUCAGUAAAGGUG
This is a messenger RNA of Syngnathoides biaculeatus (alligator pipefish), 2012 nucleotides long. RefSeq names its product protein c-Fos-like. NCBI's taxonomy places the organism in Eukaryota, Metazoa, Chordata, Actinopteri, Syngnathiformes, Syngnathidae. The record is from RefSeq and is a predicted model, not a curated record. Gene Ontology annotation, biological process: regulation of transcription by RNA polymerase II. Gene Ontology annotation, cellular component: nucleus. The transcript has 5 exons. Gene Ontology annotation, molecular function: RNA polymerase II cis-regulatory region sequence-specific DNA binding; DNA-binding transcription factor activity, RNA polymerase II-specific. Bases 168 to 1370 code for a protein of 400 amino acids.